This is a messenger RNA of Thalassophryne amazonica, 442 nucleotides long. RefSeq names its product chromosome 5 C22orf39 homolog (gene c5h22orf39). The transcript has 3 exons. The record is from RefSeq and is a predicted model, not a curated record. The coding region runs from base 63 to 392 and encodes 109 amino acids. NCBI's taxonomy places the organism in Eukaryota, Metazoa, Chordata, Actinopteri, Batrachoidiformes, Batrachoididae.
ACUGCACUUUUAUUGUGGAAGAAUCGACCGGAUGUUUUCAACUGCUGAUGUUUAAGCGGUAAAUGGAGCGGACUGAGGCUACAGAGUGGAGGCCACCUCGGCCCUGUGGUGACUAUUGGAGCGAAUACAAACACUGCAAAAGCAUAUGGAAUCGAUUCCACCAGUACUACACAUACGGUACAUCUCCAUCCUGCCAGCAGUGGAAGAAGGAUUACUAUAGCUGCAGAGAAUGGGAGAGUCACAGAAUCACAGAGGCCAAGGAAGCAUUAGUGCAAAGUGAAAGGAACAGAGUGGAAGAGCAAAGAAGGUUCACCCCGGUGUGGGAAGUGAGGCGAGACCCUCCCAGUGACUGGCACAUGCCCCUGAAUCAGGACAAACCUCAGGACUUCUGAACUCAUUUGAACUUUUGCUACAUUACAGCCAAAACAAAGUUGAAAGAGCA